AAAUGAUUUUCUUAUCAACACUAAUAAAAGUGGCAUCGAUAACGUCAAUAGUUUUGUUAGCUGGUGGAUCGACUUAUUAUUAUUUACAGAGCGAUAACAGUAACAAAUUAGAGAGAAAUCACUUAAAAGGUAACCAUGUUAAAGUACAUAAUACCCAUUUUCAUCACGGAAAAAUGGAAGAUGAAGAAGUGCACAUUUGCAAUCAUGGUCAUUUCAUAAAGGAAAUUGAAAUAGAGGAGCCAGAACGUCCAACAGAGAUUCCAAUAGAAGCAAGAUUAUCACAUGAAUAAAUGCUAAUUAAGGAUCAUAAAUAAGGAAAUUGGUAAACAAUUAGAAUAAAGACAGAUUAUUCAUCUUUUUAGGUAUUGAUUAAUAUAACUAUAAUAGGCGUCAUAAUAAUAAGCGGAUUUCAUAGAAAAUAAAUUAGUGAAAGCAGCAACAGGAUUUUUAAAAGCCGCCAUAAAAGUUUAUCCUUCAUCAAAAUUAUUUUUAAGUGGAUAAUGUGGUACAGUUAUGAUUCCAAGUUCCUUCAAAAGUGGUGUGAAUGGAGUUGAUUUAGUAUUAUUUGUAACAGCUACGACUUCUUAAGAGACAUGGGUAGCAAGAGCAGGAGCAUGUAGAUUAGAUCCAACUACUUUAAGACCAACAGCUGGUUCAUUAGAAUUCAAUUUGAAAUACUUUAAUUAAUUAGAUUUCAGUAAAUUAAGUGAAGGUAAAUGGUUUAAAUGGAUAUAAACAACAAUCCAUGAAAUAACACAUGUCUUAGGAUUUAGUAGUGGAUUAUUCCCCUAUUAUAUAGAUCCUAAUACAAUGUAGAAAUUAGGUUUAAGUUAGAUAGUAAAAUCAUAUGGAGGAAGAGAUUGGAUAAUAUUACCAAAAGUAGUAAAUGCAGUAAAAAGUCAUUUUGGAUGUUAAUCUGCUUGGGGGGCUCCUUUAGAAAAUAAUGGAGGAUAAGGAACAGCUGGAAGUCAUUGGGAAAGAACAGCAUUUGGUAAUGAAGCUAUGACUGGAUCAGAAUUCCCAGAUUCAGUUUUCACUAUUUUUACUUUCAAUUUACUUGAAUCAACAGGGUGGUAUAAUAUGGAUCAUAGAUAAUCUGAACCAUUUAAUUGGGGAAAAGAUGAAGGAUGUCCUAUUGCCUAAGGAUAAUGUGUUUAAGGAUUAAGAGAAUUCUGUAAAGCAGGAAGUGAUGGAUGUUCAUCUGAUUUUACAGGAAUUGCUACUUGCUCAUUAAGUGAUGUAUUAACUGAUGGUUGUGGAUAUUGGAGAGCAUAUGGUAAUAGUGAUUGCAGAUAUAACUCUGAUUUUAUUGGUCAAUUAGCAUAAUAUGGUGGAUAUUACGGAAAUGAUAGUAAAUGUUUCUACACUACUUUACCUACUAAAAUUGGAUUCUAAGGAGUGGUUUCUGAUUGUUUUAAAGCUCUAUGUUAAGAUAAUGUUGUGACAUUCUCCAUUACAAAUAAGAGCUAUCAAUGUGUGACAACUGGACAAGUAAUCAUUUUCUAAAUUUUAUUAGACAAUUAAUGUUAAGUAUUCCUAUUAUAGUGCAACUGUCACUUGCCCAGAUAUUAAACAUUUCUGUAAUACUCAGAGAACUUGUCCUAAUGCUUGCAGUGGAGUUGGUACCUGCAGAGGAACCACGUGUUAUUGUUGGUCUGGGUAUAGUGGAGCAGACUGUUCUACAUCCUUAUGAUUAUUCAAACAAUUUAAAUCAAUCAAAAUCAUC
This is a messenger RNA of Paramecium sonneborni, 1726 nucleotides long. NCBI's taxonomy places the organism in Eukaryota, Ciliophora, Oligohymenophorea, Peniculida, Parameciidae. The record is from the annotation of a GenBank genome assembly.